UGGUGAAGUACUUCUGGAAGAAGAGUUUUUCAGGAAUUUAUUUAUAAAACAUAAAUAAAUCGUAUCAAAUAAUUACGUACAUACGUUAUAAAUGUUUGAAAACACGUUGUUCGUAUUUUGUAUAAUAGGAUAGUUGAAAAUAGAGCUCAAAUGGCAGCUAACAACAGCAACAUGCACAAUCUGGGAGCGCUGCAGGUGCCGCCAUCGGUGAUCGCCUCCACGGGUUCAGUGGGUCCAAUGAUGCAGCCGAGCACUAGUGCACAGAGUGCCUGGGAUCAGCUGACGGCGAGUGCAUCCAACAAUAUGACGCCAUCGCCGACAGCGGCAACAGCAACAACAACGGGUACUGUGGAUACAGCUGGACACUUGAUGAGCGCAGGUAGCUCACCUGUGGCUAGCUGCUCGUCACCAUCGACGCCCACAAAAACACACCACGUCCCGCCCACGCUGGAGGCUAUGGCCCAUACGCCGCAAGGGCCACCAACGCUUGGACCUGGCGGAUAUGGUGAGGAAUUGACCGCCGAGUUGGUGAAUCAGGGCUGGCGUAAGUUUUGGUCGAAGCGCGAGAAUCGGCCGUACUACUGGAACAAGGUUACCGGCGAAUCGCUUUGGGAAAUGCCCGGCGCACGUCCCUUUGAUCCGCUCACCGAUCCAUUGGGCAUUUGCCAUGCUGGUGGCGUUGGCGUUGGUGGCCCAACGCCGAUGACGCCGCAUCAGCAACAGCAUCAACAUCAUCAUUUGAAGCGGCGGCCUUCGGACGACAUGCACAUACACCCGCACCCGCAUCAUCAACAGCUCCAGCAGCAGCACAUGGGUCCGCACGGUGGGCCACCUCUGAAAAAGUUUGUGCUAGCCGGUCCCUGGGACCUGGAGGUGUGCACCAAUGCAGUAAUUGUUGAGCGUCCACCCACGUUAUUACCACAGCCGCAUCCCGAGAUCGAAGCGUUGCGCGCCGCCUUCAGCAUGAAGCUGAUGAAGACAUACGAGGAUUUAUGCAUGCGCAGAGAAAACAUCAAAGCGCCGCGAGACUCCUUCAACCGUUGGCUCAUGGAACGAAAGGUCAUUGAUACCGGGUGUGAUCCAUUGCUGCCCAGUAACUGCCUGCCUGAAAUCUCCAGCUCCAUGUAUCGCGAGAUUAUGGCCGAUAUACCCAUUAAGAUUGUCAAGCCCAAAUUCACGGGCGACGCACGCAAACAGCUCUCACGCUACGCGGAGGCGGCCAAGCAGAUCAUUGAGUCGCGUUCUGCGCCGGCGGAGUCCAAGAAGGUUGUUAAAUGGAAUGUGGAGGACACAUUUCAAUGGUUGCGCCGCACGGUGGGCGCCAGCUACGAGGACUUCCAGGAUCGUUUGGCUCAUCUGAAGCGCCAAUGUGAACCGCAUUUAGUAGAGACCGUUAAAAGCUCCGUGGAAACGUUAUGCAUUAAAAUCUAUCAUCUGUCGGCGGAGCAUGCGCGUAAAAUACGGGAACGCCAUCUGCAGCUGCUCAAGGAGCAUGGCAUACCGGAACCAACGCCGCCACCGCCUCCUCCGCACCUGAAGAAGGUCUGGUGCUAUCCCAUACAGUUCGCAGUGCCCUCGCCUCGUAUGCCGGCCAUUGAAUAUCUGCAGGAUCGUGAUCAUAUGAUCAUUAAAUAUACGCCCGCGACCAUCAAUCAGCCGGAUGCGCAGUAUAUCAACCUCACCUAUCUCCAAAAGCUGGAGCAGCUCUAUCGUCACAAUUGUUUCGACGACAAGAAGUUUGAUCUGUUCAUCGGGCGCGUCUGGUGUCUGCUCAAGCGCUAUCAGACCUUCUUGGGCAAUGCUCUCAACUCCUCCCAGGAGGCGGAACUCACACAAGCUGCUCUGCCAGUGCCAGUUUUUGAGUGCCUUCACAGGCAUUUCGGUGUCAGCUUUGAAUGCUUUGCAUCGCCAUUCAAUUCCUAUUUUCGGCAAUAUUGCUCGGCAUUUGCGGAUACCGAUGCCUACUUUGGUUCCAGAGGACCAUUUCUGGACUUUAAGCCCGUUUCCGGUUCCUUUCAAGUGAAUCCACCGCAUUGCGAGGAGCUGAUUGAUGCCUGCCUUUUGCACGUUGACAAGCUACUCACCGAUUCCAUGGAGCCAUUGAGCUUCAUUGUCUUUCUGCCGGAGUGGAAGAGCAUAGCGAAGCUGGAGGAGAGCAUGUACAAGCGUCGCUCAAUGGUGGUGCUGGGCAUGGCGCACGAAUACCGACAUGGCUAUCAGCAUAUGAUGCAAAAAUCCGAGGUGCUCGUUAAGUGCAUGCAGGGCACUCAAGUUGUUUGGCUGCAGAAUAGCGCCGGCUAUGCACGCUGGGGACCCAAUGAGAAUCGAGUCGAGGCGCUGCGAGAAGCUUUCAGACCGCAGCGCGAUCGUGAGCGCGAGCGUGCCGCUGCUGCAGCAGCCGCCAGUGGCGGCAAUAACAAUCAACAGCAGCAGUCGCCACCGUCAACAACAACGCCGCAAUCGACGGCUUCAUCAGCUGUUGCCAUACCAACCCCUGCGACGCCCACAACAGCAAAUAGCAAUAGCAACACAUCAGCUGCUGUAACUGUAGCUAUCACAACGAGCGCCAACAGCAUCGGCAGUCCCGUGUCAACAACGUCUUCCGUGCUAACGCCCCUGUCGCCGCACACGCCCACAGGCACACCAUCGCAAUUUCCGUUAACCAUUAGCAACACGAGCAGCAGCAGCAAUUUGGUUGCCGCCUCACCAACGAUGAGCGUUCAAAGUGAUUGCUCAUCGCCGUCAUCGUCGACAAUGUCAUUGUCGCCGGCACCUGCCUCGGGCGGCUAUCCGGAUGGUGGCACAACAGCAGCAGCGGCUGCUGUCAGCAUAACGGCAACAGCCAGCACAUCUGCAGCCUCAGCGUUUGGACCAACAACUAGCAUUAACAGCACAGCGGUCAUCAAUUCGGCUGUCUAGAUUUAUUGCGAGGGGGUAAAAACAUUUUGUAAACUACUCGUCUUAUCUUUUUAAGCUAACUGUGCACCAUGGGGCUAAGUACCACUAUUGUGUUUCCUUCAUUUAGAGUUUAUAUUUUAAGCAUAGUUUUUAAAAUAUCUUGAGGGUAUUCACAGGAUGAGACUUAUGACUUAUGGCAGCUUAAGCUUGGAAGUAAUUGUUUUCUUAUUAAGUAAAUCUUUUGAUAUAAAAUACAGAAAAACUCCUACAUUUUCUUUUUUCAGUUUUAAGAAAGGAACUAAGGUCGAUUUUCUAACUUUUAGCCAGUUUCUUUUUCGUAAGAUAAGUCAAGAGUCUUUUCUGCCUGUGAGUGCCCUUGAAAUUAAUGGUUACAAGUUUAAACUUAAAUAAUUGUACAUAUGUUUUUUAUCAAUUAUAAAUAGCUGAUACUUAACCGCGGCCUGGCUGUUGUUAGUCUUUGAAAUUCACCCUGAACAAGGGCCAAGCUACCCACAAAAAAGAAAAAUAAGGUUCAGAUAUGCAUACAAAGUAUGGGUAGAAUGGGUUCCACGUAUCCUGAUAAGGGUAAUUUAACAAAUGAAUUGUUUUCCAAAUCCUUAAAACAAUAUAAGCACACAGACACACACACACACAUAAACACAAAAUACAAAUCAUGCACUAGCACAGGAGAUCAAGCAAUAUUUUUGAUUAUUCAUUCCGUGCCGCACCAUAACUUUAUAUACAAUAUACGAGUAAGCCCCAAACAAUCUUUUGUGAGACUAUAAACAUAUAAUUUAGGAUUAUUACUAAUUACAAAACUAAUUUAUCGUAUGUACAAAUCGAUAAAACCUUUAACUUAAGUAGUUGAAAAAAAUAUACAUACAUAAACGGAUCGCGCAGAGAACCAAAUUUGUAAUAGAACAUAAGCAAAAGCUACGCACCGCACAAAUAACAUAAUUAACCUUCAAGGGGAUUGUCACAAUUGAAUCUAUUGGUUAGCUUAAAACCAGAUCAAUUCAGUUAUUGAGUGUUCAGUUAAGCUGCCAAUAGAAGCCAUCGUGAACACGCCCAUAUUUUAAUGGGAAUUUAGCCAAUUUAAUAGACACGUAGAAAAUAAAAAGAAUCGGCGACUUUAGAUAAAAAUUGAAUGCUAACUAUAAGUUUGAAAAAAUAUCAACUAAGCUGAACUAUUACGACACCCGGCCACCCCACCACCUCUCCUUAACACGAUAUG
This is a messenger RNA of Drosophila novamexicana, 4132 nucleotides long. RefSeq names its product mRNA (2'-O-methyladenosine-N(6)-)-methyltransferase (gene Pcif1). The transcript has 5 exons. Lineage: Eukaryota; Metazoa; Arthropoda; Insecta; Diptera; Drosophilidae. Gene Ontology annotation, cellular component: nucleus. Gene Ontology annotation, molecular function: mRNA (2'-O-methyladenosine-N6-)-methyltransferase activity; RNA polymerase II C-terminal domain binding. The record is from RefSeq and is a predicted model, not a curated record. The coding region runs from base 151 to 2919 and encodes 922 amino acids.